Chelonoidis abingdonii (Abingdon island giant tortoise) is the source of this 1632-nucleotide messenger RNA. Lineage: Eukaryota; Metazoa; Chordata; Testudines; Testudinidae. The record is from RefSeq and is a predicted model, not a curated record.
GUCCAUAAACCGAGAGGCAGUUGGGGAGGGACGGGCGCACGUGAAAACAGCGCAGAUGUGGAGCUUUAUUCCAGCCCUGCUUUGGCUCUGCACCUGGAUGCUGGUUACGGGGGACCCAGGCACCUGCCCAGAGGUGAAGGUGGUGGGUCUCUCCGGUGCUGAGAAACUCACCAUAUUACAGGGAUGCCCUGGGACGCCAGGCACAGCAGGAAGCCCAGGAGAAAAGGGGGCACCUGGUCAACCUGGCCUGAGAGGGGCUGUGGGACCGCCUGGGAAAGCAGGACCCGAAGGGGGAACGAGGUAACUAUGUAGCAAUGGAGACCACCCAGACCCUUCCUUCCUCUGCCAGAAUGGGCCAAAGAGCUGCAAGGAGCUUCUGGGCAAAGGGGAGUUCCUGAGUGGCUGGCACACCAUCUACCUGCCGGACUGCCGGCCGCUGAGGGUCUUCUGUGACAUGGACACUGACGGCGGAGGCUGGCUGGUGUUCCAGAAACGCAUGGACGGCUCGGUGGAUUUCUACCGCACCUGGAGCGCCUACAAGAAGGGCUUCGGGAACCAACUCUCCGAGUUCUGGUUGGGAAAUGAGAACCUCCACCUGCUCACCCAGGACGGCGAGUUCCAGCUCCGUGUGGACCUGGUGAAUUUUAAUGACAGCAGCUCCUUUGCCAGCUACCAGUCCUUCAAGCUCAAGGGGGAAGAGGACAAGUACGAGCUUGUUCUGGGGAUGUUCCUCGGCGGCUCUGCAGGUGACUCCCUGGGCCUCCACAACGGGAAGCCUUUCUCCACCUAUGACCGUGACAACGACAGCGGGACACAGAACUGCGCCGCCACUGUGCAUGGCGCCUGGUGGUACAAAAACUGCUACCGCGCCAACCUGAACGGGGGCUACGCUGUGGGGGAGCAGAAGCAGCAGAGAUACGGCAUUGAUUGGGUCUCUGGCCAGGGUGUUGGUAACCCCUACAAACGCACAGAAAUGAAGCUCCGCUAGCCGGGGGGACCCCCAUCCAACCUGUGCAUCUGCGGCACACCCGAGACAGCAGAACCGAGCUGCCUCAUUGAUCUUCGUGCAGCAAACCAUCUUCCUCUCCCCGCAGCAGCUCCAGGAGCCUCCAGUGAUUACACCCCCACACACACACCGCAUCUCUGGAGGAAUAAAAGACUCCUUCCUGGGAUCAUCCAAGCCCCCCCAGUGCAUCCCCAAGGUCCCGUGAGGACAGCCUUCCUGAUGCAAUCACUCCCCUCACUCCCAGGGCAACGGGGCAGAUCCUUGCUUUCCUGGCCCUGCCAUCUGACAUUGCAUUGAGUCGUGGUGUGUCCAGAUUCUCUGGAGGCUGCUUAGCGCCAUCACGUGCCCAGAGGCAAAACAUAGGCCACAGUGAGCUCAGUGCAUGUACCCACACAACGUGGUAGCAUGUGGUCCUCUGCAGAAACUGCUUUCCAGUAGAGUUGCCCAGAUCAGGACUACCGAAUGAUAUAGAUUUUGUGUGUGUACAUUCAUGUCGUUGGGCCUGUGUAUGCGUGUCAGACCCAAUUACACGCAUAUGGAGGGUUGAUCUAGCGUGUAUUUCAUUCGAUACUGCUGCACUUGCGGCUGCUGUGUUCUGUGCCCCCAAUAAAAGCAUCACUCCUGGC